Pelecanus crispus (Dalmatian pelican) is the source of this 1755-nucleotide messenger RNA. NCBI's taxonomy places the organism in Eukaryota, Metazoa, Chordata, Aves, Pelecaniformes, Pelecanidae. The record is from RefSeq and is a predicted model, not a curated record.
GAACACACAUGCUGUUGGGAAGCAAGAGGAAGCAAUGCACCACGGGCAGGAGCAGCACAACGGCCUCUGGCCCUCUUCCAGAUACAGCAUCCAGAAAGGCAAUUGCUGCUGCUACUGAUGGUCCAUCGAAAAAGAGAGAUCCCUCCAAAGGCACCUCCAAAUCCAAAGAGAUCCAAGCACAGGGUGUCCUGACACCAAAAAUGUUUGUCUCCGAUAGUAUGUGCAAUAGAAAAGCUUCAUCAAGAAUCCUCUCGGAAGAAAAUGUUCACAGGCAAAACCAGCUCCUAAAAAGUGAUUAUGAAUUCUGUGGUUCAAGUGACAAAAUAAAGGAGCGUAAGGAGGAGGAUGAGUGGGAGCGAGCCAGCAGGGUAACACUAUCUGCAGCUCGCUCGCCAGAUGUUACUCGUGAGAAAAACGACGCGCUCACCCGGCCAGAAACCAGCUCCCAGCCUGAGAAAACUCCACCAGCCCUGCAGACGCUGCAGGAAGCACUAGAAACCCAUAAGCCUCAGUUCAUCUCUCGUUCACAAGAAAGGCUGAAGAGACUUGAACGCAUGGUCCAGCUGAGAAAAGCCCAGCAGAGCAAUGCUCCUGCAAGCAACCAAGGCGUGCUCGUUCGCAAGCUUUCCUCAACAUCCACUUCAAGCAAAAAGAAGCAAUACACCAUUCCUCACCCGCUCAGUGAUAACCUCUUCAAACCAAAGGAAAGAUUCAUUCCAGAGAAGGAGAUGCAUAUGAGAUCUAAAAGGAUUUAUGACAAUUUACCUGAAGUAAAAAAGAAACAAGAAGAAAAACAGAAACGGAUCAUGACCCAGAGUAACAGACUGCGUGUUGAGAUCUUUAAAAAGCAAUUACUGGACCAGCUCCUUCAAAGAAACACAGAGUAACAAAGGAUUCUCUUGCCCAUCAUCCUAAUUGGAUCUUGGAUGCCUUUGACUGCUAGAUAAGCCAUAAAAUUUACUGUUAUCUCAAUUAUCUGGAGGUAUUUUUCUUGUCUUUGGCUCUUUAUAUACAGAAAGAUCAUUUAAAUUUCAAUUGAAAUUUUAAGUAACUUUCAAGUAAUCAAAAACAGUCUAAGAGGGAACACAGCUAUUUCAGAACAUUACCUUUUGGUCAGUUUACCCAGAGGAAAUAAUUUUAAGAAUUUUUAAUGCAAAUACUGAAUUACAGUGGUAUUAUUUAUCUUAAUCUUUCAAAAAGUGUAUGUCUCUGUAGCAAUAGAACUGGGUUUAUAAGACCUGGAAAACUUAUUUCUCUGAAGUAUUCUCUUAAUUGCUUUCCUGUGAGUUAAAUCCUUGAAGUAAAGAAAAAUGAGUAUUAUUAUUUGUUAUGUUUAGAAACUAGCUGAAAUAGCAUUACCACGUAAUCAUAGCAGCAGCAGUUUCACAUUAGUACUUAACAUACCAAAAGGGACCAAUAUUUUAGCUCUCUGAAGAACUCUAUUCCUGUUUAUAUAGUGAAUCUACAUAGCAAGCUUACCUGUUAAAGAGCAAUAUUUAAAAAUUUGAUUAUAACACUGUUUUUUGUGUUUUUCACUGUAAUAUAUGUUUUACUCCACUUCUGUGAGCAUUAACUAUUUAUAGAAAUGGCAUAUUAAGAAGUGGUGCCAAGAAGUAUGUUUGCAUCAAAACUUCAGAACUAAAACCAUCUGUAAUGUUUCCUCCAAAAAUAUUUAAAUCUUUAUUUGUACAUUUUGGAAGUAAAAACAACCAGCUUACAAACCAAUGGAGUUUAUUUAUGGAAUAAAAUAUGAAU